AUGACUACGCCGUUAGAUGAAAGCAUAACCUUGAACCCAACACCAUAUAUACCCAGCCCACACUCCUCUGCAAAACCCUAGGCACAAAUCAGAUUUAAUACUUUCCGCCUAUACGCAUCCAAAAAAAAUGGCGACUCAAUUGAGCAAGAAGAGAAAGUUCGUCGCUGACGGAGUUUUUUUCGCCGAAUUGAACGAAGUGUUGACAAGAGAGCUAGCUGAGGAUGGAUACUCCGGUGUGGAGGUUAGGGUUACGCCGAUGCGCACUGAGAUUAUCAUCCGCGCUACUCGCACUCAAAAUGUUCUAGGAGAGAAAGGAAGGAGAAUCAGGGAGCUCACUUCUGUUGUACAGAAGAGGUUUAAGUUUCCUGAGAAUAGCGUUGAGCUUUACGCUGAGAAGGUUAAUAACAGGGGUCUCUGUGCUAUUGCUCAGGCUGAGUCUCUCCGAUACAAGCUUCUCGGAGGACUUGCUGUCCGCAGGGCCUGUUAUGGUGUCCUGAGAUUUAUCAUGGAGAGUGGAGCAAAGGGUUGUGAGGUCAUUGUUAGUGGGAAGCUGAGGGCUCAGCGUGCUAAGUCCAUGAAGUUCAAGGAUGGUUACAUGAUCUCUUCCGGUCAGCCAGUGAAGGAGUACAUUGACUCAGCUGUGAGACACGUACUUCUAAGACAGGGAGUCCUCGGUAUCAAGGUCAAGAUAAUGCUUGCCUGGGAUCCCAAAGGAAAGCAGGGUCCAAUGACUCCUCUUCCCGACCUUGUGACUAUUCAUCCACCAAAAGAGGAAGAAGAAUAUCGUCAACCUAUUGCUACUGCGGUGCUGCCCACAGCUGACAUAGAUCUGGGACCUUCACCCAUUCCCGGGCAGAUCCCAGUAGUUUAAAAUUUUGAUUAUCAAAGUUGUGAACCAUGAUAUAAUUUGAGCAGAUUCUAGUGUUCUUUGAGCUGUUAUUUAUUAGUUUGUGGGAAUGUUUGAUAUCUCAUACUGUUAUUUUAUACACAACUUUUAUUCUCCA
Daucus carota subsp. sativus is the source of this 1004-nucleotide messenger RNA. Its product is annotated as small ribosomal subunit protein uS3y. Bases 128 to 871 code for a protein of 247 amino acids. NCBI's taxonomy places the organism in Eukaryota, Viridiplantae, Streptophyta, Magnoliopsida, Apiales, Apiaceae. Gene Ontology annotation, molecular function: structural constituent of ribosome; RNA binding. The transcript has 6 exons. Gene Ontology annotation, biological process: translation. Gene Ontology annotation, cellular component: nucleus; cytosolic small ribosomal subunit. The record is from RefSeq and is a predicted model, not a curated record.